CUCCAUUGAGUAUAUUACUAUGGUCAAGUUAAUCAACCUUUUCUACAUAACUCUCUCGGUCUUUCCUUUGGAAUAUUCCUUAGCGAAUUUCUACUCCAUUCUGUCUAGUAUGUAUAUAUGUAUGUGUCGGAGGGAAGAGGAUCGAAAUGGAGACGUAGGUUCCAUUGACCCCGCCUCGUACGACGUACUAAUGUAUCAUGGGAAUCCCAGUCGUCAGGUAUAGUAUCGUACAA
This is a messenger RNA of Aspergillus alliaceus, 233 nucleotides long. RefSeq lists its product as uncharacterized. The record is from RefSeq and is a predicted model, not a curated record. NCBI's taxonomy places the organism in Eukaryota, Fungi, Ascomycota, Eurotiomycetes, Eurotiales, Aspergillaceae. The transcript has 2 exons. The coding region runs from base 20 to 223 and encodes 67 amino acids.